Messenger RNA from Bemisia tabaci, 2441 nucleotides. RefSeq names its product high affinity cationic amino acid transporter 1. The record is from RefSeq and is a predicted model, not a curated record. Gene Ontology annotation, cellular component: plasma membrane. Lineage: Eukaryota; Metazoa; Arthropoda; Insecta; Hemiptera; Aleyrodidae. Gene Ontology annotation, molecular function: L-lysine transmembrane transporter activity; L-ornithine transmembrane transporter activity; L-arginine transmembrane transporter activity. Gene Ontology annotation, biological process: L-arginine import across plasma membrane; L-ornithine transmembrane transport.
UAUCUUCUGCUCGCUCCCGUGCGCGCCUCGCGGCCGGCUCCCAGUCCCAGUCAAGUGGAGACCGUCGACCACGGGCAACGCGAACGCUAACGAGCGUCACCGCGCAUAAAUUCGCGAUUAUCAGCCGCGAGGUCUCAAAUUUUAUCGCCCCGGCCCCCCCGGUGCCCCCCCUCCUUGCCCCCUCUUCGAAUUUUAACGUUCUUUUAUCCUUGAAACUUUACCUUGAGUGUUUUUGGUUUUUAACGUAUGAUUAGUGUAGGUUAUAUCAGUUAACGGGCAGUUCCUUGAGGAAUUCGUAAUCAUGUUCCCCCCGAAUGUUAAGGUGCUACUAACAAAAUUCGCCUCGGUUGUUACGCGGCUGAAAUCGGAAGACUCAGUGGAUCUAGAAUCAAACAAGCCGAAAUUGGCGAGAGUGCUGACCGUUCUUGAUCUGACAGCGUUGGGAAUCGGGUCAACUCUUGGUGUUGGUUCCUACGUCUUACCGGGAGAGGUCGCUCGCAAUACAGCUGGGCCUGCUGUCACUGUCUCUUUCUUCAUUGCUGCUGUUGUCUCCAUUCUUGCCGCUCUUUGUUAUGCCGAGUUUGCAGCUCGAGUUCCUAAAGCAGGAUCAGCAUACGUUUACAGUUAUAUGACUGUCGGCGAGUUCUGCGCUUUCGUCAUAGGCUGGAAUCUCAUCUUAGAAUAUGUCAUCGGGACGGCCAGUGUUGCAAAGGCACUGUCGGGAUACCUGGAUGCCCUGACAGGAAAAGUGUUCGAAACGUACAUGUUGCAACAUUAUCCGAUGAAUGUCAGUUUUCUCGGUCCUUAUCCAGAUUUGAUCUCAUUCUCCGUCAUCAUGCUACUUUCAUUUGUGCUAGCAUGGGGCGUUAAGGAAUCAACAAUGCUCAAUAAUAUUUUUACUGCUUUGAACCUAACCACGGUUGGCAUCAUAAUUAUUGCUGGGAUAACAGUCGCCAAGCCUUCCAACUGGUUCAUCGCGAAAGAAGAUUUACCCGUGGACCCAAACUCAAAAUACAACCCAGGAGAAGGAGGUUUCAUGCCGUUUGGCUGGACUGGUGUCUUAGUUGGAGCAGCUACUUGUUUCUACUCUUUCAUUGGGUUCGACUGCAUAGCAACAACAGGGGAAGAGGCGAAAAACCCCCAAAAGACUAUUCCUCUGGCCAUCGUUUUGUCUCUGUUGAUAAUUUUCUGCGUGUAUUUUGGAAUAUCUGCAGUUCUCACCAUGAUGUGGCCUUAUUAUGACCAGGAUCCAGCGGCUCCAUUCCCUUCAGUGUUCGAGAAAGUUGGGAUGCCUCAGGUUAAAUGGAUAGUCUCCGUGGGGGCCGUUUUUGCUCUGUGCACCAGUUUGCUGGGGUCAAUGUUCCCGAUGGCGCGGAUUUUAUACGCGAUGGCUGAGGAUGGUCUCAUCUACACAUUUUUGGCGCAAAUCAACAAAAAAACACUUACGCCAUUGUUCGCCACAUUCGUGUCAGGAGUUUUGGCAGGAAUAAUAUCGGCUAUUUUUAACCUAACGCAGCUAAUCGACAUGAUGUCCAUCGGCACCCUCCUCGCUUACUCCAUCGUUUCAUUGUGCAUUUUGCUUUUAAGGUACCGAAAAUACGAGAUCAGCGAGGAAACGAAACCAGGCCGUAAUGAGCCUGCAGUCAAUCAUGAAGAACCAAAGAAAGAAUAUCCAGGCUUCAUUUCCGGAUUGUUGAACCUUGAAAAUGAACGGCGGGCCACGGAUUUCUCGGAGGCGAUCUCGAAGAUUUUAAUUGGCACUUUUUGUAUUUUAUGUUUCAUGCAUGUAGGAGGUCUAAUUUUGAUGGAACGAAGAAUGCGAUUCGAAAUCAACUUUUGGUUCAAAGCAUACCUCAUUGGUGUAGGAAUUUUACUUGUGAUCAGCGUGAUUCUCCUAUGGCGACAGCCUCAGGCAAACACAGAAAAACUAACUUUUACAGCUCCAUUGAUGCCAAUUGUACCUACUUUAAGUAUUUACGUGAACACAUACCUAAUGUCAAAGCUGGAUAAAGCAACAUGGAUCAGAUUUGUUGUCUGGCUUUUAUUAGGUCUCUUAGUCUAUAUGUGUUAUGGGCUCAGGCACAGCAAGGAAGGAAAGAAUAGAUUUAUUGCAGCUGAAAAGAAGGAAAAGAUCUCAAAAAGUUAGUCCGUGGUUACCUCCAAAAUGAAAAUACAACCCUACUAUUUUAAACAUAGCUCGAGAUGAGUUUGCCAAGUGUCAAACUUAUUCUGUCAAAAUAUUCAAAAGCGUGUUCAAUCCAUGUGAUCAGUAUUUGCCAUUGUAUAUAGAAUACAUAUAUUUUUGUUUUAUAAAUUACCUAGGUAUCUGAUAAGAGUUGUAAAAUUACUACUUAUUUUGAGUUUUUAUUUGAUGUCAAACUGUGCAUAGUUUUAUAACUUUGAAGUACUUAUCGAAAUACAUCUUACAAAUUUUAAAUAUU